AUGAAAUCUCUGUUGCUUUUCCUUUCCCUGCUCUCUGCCCUCUCCUGUGUCCUCUCUCAGAUGCAGCUGGUCCAGUCCAGCCCGGGAGCGGCGAAGCCUGGAGAGACCCUGACCUGCGCUGUCUCCGGGAUCUCCAUCUCUGCUCAGAAUUCCCUUUGGCACUGGAUCCGGCAGCCCCCCAGAAAGGAGCUGGAGUGGAUGGGAUAUGUGUACACAUAUAAGGCUACCUCGUCUCUCCAAGGCCGAGCCACCAUCUCUGGAGACACCGCCAAGAACCAGGUCUCCCUGCAGCUCCGCUCGCUGACAGCCACGGACACCGCCAGAUAUUACUGCGCCAGAGACACAGUGACACGGGGCAGAGCGGGGCUGGUACAAAAAGGGGGAACGGUUUCUAAGCAGCCCAGUGUCCUCGCUCAGGUGCAGCCGGUCCAGUCGGGCCCGGGAACGGUGAAGCCCGGAGAGACCCUCACCCUGACCUGCGCUGUCUCGGGUGUAGCCAUCACUGACAGCAGCUACGGAUGGGACUGGAUCCGGCAGCCCCCUGGAACAGGGCUGGAGUGGCCGCAGACCCCGCUGCCGUCCCCGCGCCAGAGACCCCGGGACACGGAGCAGAGAAGGGACUGGCACAGAAACGGGAAGCGGGUUCUCAACAGCCUCCUGCGGCUGGUCCAGUUCAGCCCGGGGGCGGCAAAGCCUGGAGAGACCCUCACCCUGACCUGCGCUGUCUCCGGGUUCUCCAUCACUAGCAGCGGUUAUGGUUGGGACUGGUCCAGCAGCCCCCCACACAAAGGGCUGGAGUGGCUCGGGUGUCUUGUCCCAGGUGCAGCUGGUCCAGUCCGGCCCGGGCGUGGUGAAGAGACCCUCACCCUGACCUGCGCUGUCUCGGGUGUCUCCAUCACUGACCGCAGCUGUGUCCUCUCUCGGGUGCAGCUGGUCCAGUCCGGCCCGAGGGCGGUGAAGCCUGGAGAGACCCUCACCCUGACCUGUGUUGUCUCCGGGGUCUCCAGCUCUGCUCAGAUGGUGAGACAGGAUUUCAUCCCAGCUCGCCAGGGCAUGACCUUCAGCUCUGACACAUUUCACACGGAGGCCCCGGUCCAGUCUCAGGCUAUGGAACCGCUCGGAGAGGGCCGCUUUGGCGAGUGA
Molecule: messenger RNA, 1143 nt
Organism: Caretta caretta (loggerhead turtle)
Lineage: Eukaryota; Metazoa; Chordata; Testudines; Cheloniidae
Source: RefSeq, a predicted model, not a curated record